Molecule: messenger RNA, 2582 nt
Organism: Pungitius pungitius (ninespine stickleback)
Lineage: Eukaryota; Metazoa; Chordata; Actinopteri; Perciformes; Gasterosteidae
Product: matrilin-3-like
Exons: 9
Coding region: 6-1682 (558 amino acids)
Molecular function (GO): calcium ion binding
Source: RefSeq, a predicted model, not a curated record
GCAACAUGACCUCUGUAACGUGGGGACUGCUCUGCCUCGGUGGCAUCCUGGCAGCGACUUCCCCGCAGUUCGGAUCCCGGAACCCGCAGAUUCAAACGACCCGUCCGUUAAUCCCGCCGGUCCGUCCGCGCUCUGAAGAGGUCCGAUCCAGCGAGCCGGGUGGCUCCACGGCCCGAGGCCCCCAGCAGGGCGCCGGACAAGGGGCCCGCAUCCACCCGGCGCAGGAGAGCCGGAGGGCCGCGGAGGCCAACGGCGGAGCAAUAAGAUCCAACUGCAGAAACCGUCCCAUAGACCUGGUCUUCAUCAUAGACAGCUCUCGCAGUGUGCGCCCUGGUGAGUUUGAAAAGGCCAAAGAGUUCCUGCAAGACAUGGUGGAAAGUCUGGAGAUCGGCCGAAGCGCCACGCAGGUCGGCCUCGUCAAUUACGCCAGCACCGUGCACAUCGAGUUCCUGCUGAAGACCUAUUCCGCCAAGUCGGCCCUGAAGCAGGCGCUGGCCCGCGUCGAGCCCCUCGCCUCGGGCACCAUGACAGGCACGGCCAUCAAGACUGCCAUGGAGAAAGCCUUCACGGCGGAGGGGGGGGCCCGACCCAGCUCCCAAAACAUUGCCAAAGUAGCCAUCAUAGUGACUGAUGGGAGGCCCCAGGACAAGGUGGAGGAAGUGUCAGCUGCGGCCAGGGCAUCUGGGAUUGAGAUCUACGCGGUGGGCGUGGGCAGGGCCGACAUGGCGUCCCUCCGCCUCAUGGCCAGCCUCCCGCACGACGACCACGUCUUUUAUGUGGAGACCUAUGGUGUCAUUGAGAAGCUCACUUCCAAAUUUAGGGAGACCUUGUGUGGUAAGGAUGAUGAUAACGGGAGUGCGGAUAUUCCAUUAAUUGGCGGAGUUGACGGUGGAGGAAUAAAUCAUGGCAAUGACGAUAAAGGAAACAACGGUUUGGAUCCAUGUGAUCAGGGACACAAUUGUCAACACAUUUGUGUCAACAAUGACUACUCGUACGACUGCAGGUGUCGCAAGGGCUAUGUCUUGAAUCCGGACAAGAGAACAUGCUCCCUUUCAGAUACAUGUGCCCGAGCACACGACUGCCAACACAUCUGUGUCAACACGGAGGACUCUUACAUCUGCAAAUGUCGCAAGGGAUAUGUGUUGAAUGCAGACCAGAAAACAUGCUCACGCUCUGAUCUAUGUGCCCGUGGACAUGAUUGCCAGCACAUUUGUGAGGAGAACAAUGACUCUUACAUCUGCAAGUGCCGAGAGGGGUACAGGUUGAAUGCCGACCAAAAAACGUGCUCACGUCCCGAUGCUUGUGCCCAAGGACACGACUGCCAGCACAUUUGCGUCACAAAUGGAAACUCUUAUAUCUGUAGGUGUGGCGUAGGAUACGUGUUGAACGUGGAUCAGAAGACCUGCUCGCGUCCGAUCACAUGUGCUCAGGGACAUGACUGCCAGCAGAUUUGUAUCAACAACGGUGACUCAUUCAACUGCAAGUGUCAAGUGGGCUAUGUGUUGAAUGCAGACCAGAAAACAUGUUCACAGGAAUUGAGAAGUGAAAUAACUCAAGAUGCCUGCAUGUGUGAAGCCCAGAUUGUGUUCCAGAAAAAGGUGCAGUACGCCAUUGAGGAGCUGGGCAGAAAACUUGAUGACCUUUCAGACAAAGUGAGCCUUAUUGAUCAACAGCACAAUUAAGGACAGCAAUGAAGACUUGCAUCUUUUGACACGGUUACAUCUGUACCCUCAAAAAAGAUUUGGUAUGGCGUGGUAUUGAUCUCUCAUGCAGUGUACUUAUUUCAUCCCCAACACCAUAUGUUACUGCUUUUUUCCAUGAAAUCGGAUCAAACUGAAGCUAUUGAUUACAUACUGCACCUGUAUAUUUGUAAGGAAAGAUCCAUUUCUACCUUGAUUAUGGACACAAAAUACGUAAUAUAGUUAGGGAAUUUAUAGAAUGGACUCUAAACAGGUCAAAAGCAAACUUUCAGCAAAAUUGAGGUUUUUUGUAGGAAACAGAUCGAUGUUUAGUUUUCACAGAUGUAGGAGUAUUUCUUGGUCAGUGUUGUUUGUCGAACACAAUACCUCCAUCCAUAAGCAUAACACAACAACUAAUCUCUUCUACAACCAGAGCAUUGUUGUCACUCCGAUCUAAUUGGCAUAUAACUUUGUUACAUCACAGUGAAUUACUGUAAUCCCGUUCUUUGACACCUUAAAUAUUUCUAUAUUGUGCUGAACACUUGUUGUUUUCUUAGUAGAAGACACGUACAAUGGUUUAAGUGGGAGAGGGAAAAUAAUGUAUUUAUUGGAUAGUAUCAAUACGUUGCACACUUGCAAGUGUUGUACCAAACGAUCCGGUAGCAGUCACAACAUUGAAAUGCAUGUUUUCAAGAUUUGAAUUCUGAGAUGUUAAGUCAAGAUCCACCAAGUUCAUGGAUUCAGUUGAAGCAGCAACAUUUUACCGGACAGUAUACAUCAUACAACGCAGACUCUAUUUUCUACUAUUUUAUAACACAUGUGAAACCGAUUGAAAAGAGUAUUUGUGGUGCAGCAAUCUUUGUCUCUCUGUAUAUUUUCUGUUGGGGCAAAUGGAAAAUAAAU